CGUCGGCGCUCCGCGGAGUCGGGUUCUGGUUGCUUGGCGGCCUCGGCGCGCGUGCGCGAACAUGGCCUCAAACGACUAUACCCAGCAAGCAACCCAAAGUUACGGGGCCUACCCCACCCAGCCGGGUCAGGGCUAUUCCCAGCAGAGCAAUCAGCCCUACGGACAGCAGAGUUACGGGGGGUAUGGCCAGUCGGCGGAUACUUCGGGCUACGGCCAGAGCAGCUAUGGCUCUUCUUACGGACAGACCCAGAACAGCUACGGCACUCAGUCCGCUCCCCAGGGAUACGGCUCAGCUGGUGGCUAUGGCAGCAGUCAGAGUUCUCAGUCGUCCUAUGGACAGCAGUCCUCCUAUCCUGGCUACGGCCAGCAGCCAGCUCCGAGCAGUACCUCGGGAAGUUACGGUAGCAGUUCUCAGAGCAGCAGCUAUGGGCAGCCCCAGAGUGGCGGCUAUGGCCAGCAGUCUGGCUAUGGUGGACAACAGCAAAGUUAUGGACAACAGCAAAGCUCCUAUAAUCCACCUCAAGGUUAUGGACAGCAGAACCAGUACAACAGUAGCAGUGGCGGUGGUGGCGGGGGUGGCGGAGGUAACUAUGGCCAAGAUCAGUCCUCCAUGAGUGGUGGAGGUGGCGGUUAUGGCAAUCAAGACCAGAGUGGUGGUGGCGGUGGCUACGGGGGAGGCCAACAGGACCGUGGGGGCCGCGGCCGGGGCGGUGGCGGUGGUUACAACCGCAGCAGUGGUGGCUAUGAACCCAGAGGUCGUGGCGGUGGCCGUGGAGGCAGAGGCGGCAUGGGCGGAAGUGACCGUGGUGGCUUCAAUAAAUUUGGUGGCCCGCGGGACCAAGGAUCACGUCAUGACUCCGAACAGGAUAAUUCAGACAACAACACCAUCUUCGUGCAAGGCCUGGGCGAGAAUGUUACAAUUGAGUCUGUGGCUGAUUACUUCAAGCAGAUUGGAAUAAUUAAGACAAAUAAGAAAACGGGCCAGCCCAUGAUUAAUUUGUACACAGACAGGGAAACGGGCAAGCUGAAGGGAGAGGCAACGGUGUCAUUUGAUGAUCCCCCUUCUGCUAAAGCAGCCAUUGAUUGGUUUGAUGGUAAAGAGUUUUCUGGGAAUCCUAUCAAGGUCUCAUUUGCUACUCGUCGUGCAGACUUCAAUAGAGGUGGUGGGAAUGGUCGUGGAGGACGAGGGCGAGGAGGACCCAUGGGCCGUGGAGGCUAUGGCGGUGGCGGCAGUGGUGGUGGCGGCCGGGGUGGAUUCCCCAGUGGAGGAGGUGGUGGUGGAGGACAGCAGCGAGCUGGGGACUGGAAGUGUCCUAAUCCGACUUGUGAAAACAUGAACUUUUCUUGGAGGAAUGAAUGCAACCAGUGUAAAGCCCCUAAACCAGAUGGCCCAGGAGGGGGACCAGGAGGCUCUCACAUGGGGGGUAACUAUGGAGACGAUCGUCGUGGUGGCAGAGGAGGCUAUGAUCGGGGCGGCUACCGAGGCCGUGGAGGGGACCGCGGGGGCUUCCGAGGGGGCCGGGGUGGUGGGGACAGAGGUGGUUUUGGCCCUGGCAAGAUGGACUCCAGGGGUGAGCACAGACAGGAUCGCAGGGAGAGGCCCUAUUAGCCUGGCUUCGGAGGUGCUGGAGCAGCUUUUCUUCCUGUACCCAGUGUUAACCUUCAUUUAUUUUGUAACCUUCAAAUUAGUGAUCGCCCGCUGGUUUUUUGUGUUGGACUAUGUAAUUGUAACCAUACCUCUGGUUCCCAUUAAAAACCAUUGUUUUAGUUAAAUAUUUUCCCUUCCCCCCUUUUCUCUCCUGGAGGAUUGAUGUAUGCAUCAGGAAUGUGGGGAACUUUUACUCUUUCAGGCAUCCUGCCAAGCAGGAACUGGAAUAAAGUGUUUGAUACUGG
This is a messenger RNA of Sorex fumeus (smoky shrew), 1893 nucleotides long. RefSeq names its product FUS RNA binding protein (gene FUS). Lineage: Eukaryota; Metazoa; Chordata; Mammalia; Eulipotyphla; Soricidae. Gene Ontology annotation, biological process: regulation of DNA-templated transcription. The transcript is spliced from 15 exons. Bases 62 to 1609 code for a protein of 515 amino acids. Gene Ontology annotation, molecular function: transcription coregulator activity; RNA binding. The record is from RefSeq and is a predicted model, not a curated record. Gene Ontology annotation, cellular component: nucleus.